UCCAAAUUGAGCUAAUAUCAGCUCACCUGUUCUCACUUUGAUACGGUGGAUCAAAAUUAAUGAUAAACUGAGACAUUCCUUCAGUAUUUUAUAAAGGGCAUUGGAUUUUGUUUGAAACAUUUUUCGAUUAAGGAUUUCUUUAGAAGGCUUUACACCAAACUGUACUUUACAAAGUAAAUGUUGACAUCAUAACUCAGUUCAAUGCACGUUCCUCUUCAAAGAAAGGAAACGAAAAUAAAUUCGCAAAUCUCAACUACAUGUUAAACACCAGGCUUACUAAACACCGCUCAAAAAUAGAAGUAAAUGUAAAGGAACCCAACUAAUAACUAAAAAAAAAAUUCAAAUUAACAGAAAUCCUUUAUGCAGAAUGUGUUUGAUGUAUCAAGAGGUAACUACAAUUAUAUAAAUGACGGUCACAUCGAUUAUUUCCGACGUGUAUUAGGUACAAAUAGAGUUAUUACAAAUCCAGAAGAUGCAGAAAAAUAUAACGUCGAUUGGUUUUCUCAAGUAAGAGAAUCAAGUAAUCUUGUUGUUAAACCAAAAACUACUGAAGAGGUUUCUAAAAUUUUGUCUUUCUGUAACGAGAAUAAAUUAGCAGUAUGUCCACAAGGAGGAAAUACCGGGGUAAAUGGUGGAUCCAUUCCAGUUUUUGAUGAAGUGAUUAUAUCAACUGAAUUAAUGAAUGAAAUUAUUAGUUUAGAUGAAGAUUCAGGUGUACUAGUUUGUCAAGCAGGAUGUAUUUUAGAAACUAUAGAUAACAAAGCAGCUACUAAAGAUUUAAUAGUUCCUUUGGAUCUUGGUGCGAAAGGAUCUUGUCAAAUUGGAGGAAAUGUUUCAACUAAUGCAGGUGGUUUAAGACUGUUGCGUUUUGGAAAUUUACAUGGAAAUAUUCUCGGAUUAGAAGUUGUAAAAGCAGAUGGUGAAAUUUUAGACUGUCUUGGUACUCUUAAAAAAGAUAAUACAGGAUAUCAUUUGAAACAUCUCUUUAUAGGUUCUGAAGGGACAUUAGGCUUUGUUACGAAAGUCUCUAUUCAAUGUCCAUCGCGUCCUAAAUAUAUAAAUGUAGCUUUUCUAGGUUUACAGAAUUUUAACAAAGCCCUUAAAACCUUAAAAUUAUUGCGGUACCGCCUUGGAGAAAUUUUAUCUGCCAUUGAAAUGAUUGAUUACUGUUCAAUGGAUUUUAUUAAAAAUGUUGUCGGACAACAAUCUCCCAUAGGAGAUUAUCCAUUCUAUUUAUUGAUAGAAACUUCUGGAAGUAACGCUCUGCACAAUGAAGAGAAAUUAAAUAGUUUCUUGGAGGAAUCUUUACAAAAAGCUUUGGUACUUAAUGGAACUGUAGCCAAUGAGCCAAAUAAAGUUCAAGAUAUCUGGUCCAUAAGAGAAAAUAUACCGAACGGUUUUCAAAAAGUGGCAUCCAAAAUGUUGUACUAUGAUGUAUCUGUACCCUUGGCGCAUUAUUAUACUAUCGUUGAUGAUGUCGCCGAUUAUGCUAAAGAUAUCAGUGAGCGAGUAUUUGGAUUUGGUCAUAUAGGUGAUGGUAAUCUACAUUUACAUAUUCAACUGAAGAAUGAUUUAACUAAGGAAGUUAAAUCAAACUUUGAUUCUUUCAUUUUGGAAAAAAUUGUGAGAUAUAAAGGUAGCAUUAGUGCUGAACAUGGUGUGGGAUUUACAAAAGCGAAGCUGAUGGAUAAAAUCAAGCCCCCGAGUACUUUAAAAGUAAUGAAGGAUUUGAAGAAACUAAUGGAUCCAAAUGGAAUACUCAAUCCAUAUAAAAUUUUCAUUUAAUGUUGAAAUAAAUACCUGUUUUCAA
This is a messenger RNA of Diorhabda carinulata, 1810 nucleotides long. Its product is annotated as D-2-hydroxyglutarate dehydrogenase, mitochondrial-like. The transcript is spliced from 8 exons. Gene Ontology annotation, cellular component: mitochondrion. The record is from RefSeq and is a predicted model, not a curated record. Bases 361 to 1785 code for a protein of 474 amino acids. Gene Ontology annotation, molecular function: FAD binding; catalytic activity. NCBI's taxonomy places the organism in Eukaryota, Metazoa, Arthropoda, Insecta, Coleoptera, Chrysomelidae.